AGCGCCUUUCAUACCCAAGGUCGCUUUACAAGGAAGAACAGAACAGAAUUUAGUAAAGUAAAAAGCAAAACGUAUAAACGCCUCGCAGACAAUCUUCCAUUUACUGGUUUAAGAUACUCACAGGAUUCACAACAGGACGUUUAAAUAUCAUUGGCUACUGCUCACCGAUCUGCCGUUCAUAGUGGAAACGCCCCCUCUGUAACUCUAGCUGUGAACCAGAGCCAUGUGAACUACUCCUGUUGUAAUCGGACAUGAAAACAAAACAGACCUGUCAGCACUGAGGUCUCUGCAGCCUGAACUAUUUAAAGGAAGAAGAUGAUUGUCCUCACCCCACUGUUCCUCUUCCUCUCCUCCUGUGUCUCUGGAACAUUUGUAGUGAAUGUGACUCAGACUUCCUAUCAGGCAGAGGAGAACCAGAACAUCACCUUGGAGGGGACCUUCAGCUCCAGAACAGACACUUCUCUCAGAUCCAUUUAUAUCUACUGUGAGCUGUCUACUGAGAGCAGACCCUACGUCCUGUUUCAUCUAUACAAAGGUGAUGAACUCCCAGAGUCUCAGGAUCCACAGUUUGCAGGACGAGUCCAGUGGGACAAAGACGUCCUCCCAGAAGGACGCCUCACAUUUCAUGUCUCCAGACUCAGGACCAAUGACUCUGGGUUUUAUGUGUGUGACAUCCUCGUCAGACCUGAUGGGAGUAACUAUAGGAGAUGCUGGCUCAACGUCACUGCUGCUAAAGAGCUCGAACCUCAGAGACCAUCAGAGAGUCCACAUGCAGAGAGUCUGAGAGGACUCUGGCUUAUCGUUGGAGUUUCAGCAGCUCUUCUGAUUCUCUUUUUCGUCACUAUUGCCUGCAUUGUUUUAUUAAGAGCUAAUAGAAGAACCCACAAUGCAGCCAUACAGAUGGAGAGUUCAUCAGAAAAACAAACCAUCCGGACUAACAUGUCUCCGUCGGAAUCUGAGCAUGAAGUGAGACUCUCCAACAUCUGAUUCAAGAGUCAGAAAAGAGCUCAGUGUAACCUCUGUAAAGUGUUUUUAUACUUAUUUAUUGUUUUAUCAUUGAGCUGUAAGGUCAUCAAACCAUGCUGCAUUUAAUGUGCUUUUAGAAAUGUUAGACAUUGUAAAGAAAUCCCUUUUUAUUUACUUUUGUACUUAUU
Molecule: messenger RNA, 1154 nt
Organism: Gymnodraco acuticeps
Lineage: Eukaryota; Metazoa; Chordata; Actinopteri; Perciformes; Bathydraconidae
Exons: 4
Coding region: 316-987 (223 amino acids)
Biological process (GO): cell surface receptor signaling pathway; positive regulation of T cell proliferation; T cell costimulation
Cellular component (GO): external side of plasma membrane
Source: RefSeq, a predicted model, not a curated record